This is a messenger RNA of Colletotrichum higginsianum IMI 349063, 1755 nucleotides long. Its product is annotated as DEAD/DEAH box helicase. The record is from RefSeq and is a predicted model, not a curated record. Gene Ontology annotation, cellular component: mitochondrion. Gene Ontology annotation, molecular function: nucleic acid binding; ATP binding. NCBI's taxonomy places the organism in Eukaryota, Fungi, Ascomycota, Sordariomycetes, Glomerellales, Glomerellaceae. The transcript has a single exon. Bases 1 to 1755 code for a protein of 584 amino acids.
AUGGAUCGCAGAGGAAGAGGCUCGAACCAGAACCGCGGUCCCAGACGCGACCGCCGGGAUGCGCCCUACAACGAGAGAUCGGCCCAGCCCAACACGGCGCCGGCAGUAGCAGCGCCGCCUCAGAACAGCACCGCGCCGCCCUUGACCGAGCCCGUUCCUGAGGACACGCCGAGGUUCGCUGAUAUGGUCGGCGUCAGCCCGGCCCUGAUCCAGGCCAUCACCCAGGACCUCAAGUUCAACCACAUGAUGCCCGUCCAGGCCGCCACCCUGACCGAGCUUCUGCCCCCCAAGCGCGGCGACUGCCUCGUCCAGGCCAAGACCGGCACCGGCAAGACAAUCGCAUUCCUCCUUCCUGCCAUCCAGACCCUCAUCACCAACAACCGCGGCCGCGGCGCCGGCAUCUCGCUCCUCGUCAUCUCCCCGACCCGCGAGCUGGCCAUGCAGAUCGCCAAGGAGGCCCAGGCCCUGCUGCAGCGUCUGCCGCAGUACCGCGUCUGCAUCGCCAUUGGAGGCACCAACAAGGACCGCGAGGAGAAGCAGAUCCUCAACGGCUGCGACAUCCUCAUCGCCACCCCGGGACGUCUCAUCGACCACCUGUCCAACGCCUACAUCAAGGAGUCCUUCCACCAACUCGACACCCUCGUGCUCGACGAGGCCGACCGCCUCCUCGACAUGGGCUUCAUGCCCGCCCUCAAGGACAUCGUCCGCGCCCUCCCCGACAAGGCCAAGACCAACCGCCAGGGCAUGCUCUUCUCCGCCACCAUCGCCGCCCACGUCGAGCAGGUCGCCGGCAUCGUCCUCUCCAAGGGCUACAAGUUCAUCUCCACCAUCCCCGCCGGCGAGUCCAACACCCACGAGCGCGUGCCCCAGCACCUCGUCAAGGUGCCCACCUUCGCCGCCGUCGCCCCGGCCAUGGUCGGCGCCAUCCGCGAGGAGGCCGCCCACGUCGGCCCCGACGCCUUCAAGGCCAUCAUCUUCGCCCCGACGGCCGCCCUCGCCGACUUUUACGGCGACGUCCUCGCCAACGUCCCCGGCAUGCCCCCCACCGCCGUCCUGCACUCGCGCAUCUCCCAGAGCAAGCGCACCAAGACGACCAACGACUACCGCGACUCCAAGUCGGGCAUCCUCGUCGCCACCGACGUCAUUGCCCGCGGCAUGGACUUCCCCGGCGUCACGACCGUCUUCCAGGUCGGCAUCCCCGCCGACAAGGAGUCGUACAUCCACCGCCUCGGCCGUACUGCCCGCGCCGGCGCCGAGGGCCGCGGCAUCUUCAUUGUUGCCGAGGUCGAGGGUUUCUUCCCGCAGUGGACCCUCAAGGAGAUCUCCUUCCAGACCCGCCCGGCCGACCUCUCGUCCGCCGACCAGGUCUACCAGAUUGCCGAGCAGCGCAUCGACGAGGCGCAAAAGGCCAAGAUCUACCAGGCCUGGCUGGGCUACUACAAGAACUGGAUGAAGUCCCUCAAGUGGGAGAAGGAGCAGCUCGUCGCCGAAGGCAACAUCUUUGCCCGCGACGCCCUUGCGUCCCCCGAGACGCCCGCCAUUCAGAAGAGCACCGUCGGCAAGAUGGGUCUCCGCGGCACCAGAGGCCUCGUCGUCGUUCCGGACGCGCCUAAGAGCCGCCACGGACACCGCGGCGGCGGUGGUGGCGGCGGUGGAGAGGGCCGCAGUGCCGGUUCGGGCGGACGUGGCGGCAGCGGUGGUGGUGGUGGCCGUGGUGGCGGCGGCGGCGGUGGAAGACGUGGCGGACGUUUCUAA